AUGGUGAUUUUAUUUGGUCCGGAGAAAACAACACACACUAAAGGUGUAGGAAUGCUACUUAGUACAAGAGCCCGAAAGUCACUUUUGGGCUACAAUCCAGUCAAUUCAAGAUUAAUCACUGCAAGAUUUAAAGCAACACCAUUCAAUAUAACAAUAAUUAAUGUAUAUGCUCCGACAUUUGAUACAUCGGAGAACGAAAUUGAAGCAUUUUAUGACAACCUGGAAAAUGCCAUGAAAAAAAUUCAAAAAAAAGAUAUACUUAUCAUAACUGGUGAUUGGAAUGCAAAGGUGGAUGACGACAACACAGGCUGGGGAUCCGCCAUGGAUAGAUAUGGGUUUGGGACAAGAAAUGAACGUUGUGAGCAUUUACCAGAGUUUGCAACGUUACAUAAUUUAUUCAUUUGUAAUACAAUAUUUCAACAAAAACCAAAUCGAAAAUGGACAUGGGAAUCACCAAACGGCGUGCACAAGAACAUGAUUGACCUGAUCAUCGUACAAAACGCUGGAAAACAUCUGUCAUCAACUGUAGAACGUUUCAAGGAGCUGACAUAA
This is a messenger RNA of Rotaria sp. Silwood2, 552 nucleotides long. The record is from the annotation of a GenBank genome assembly. Lineage: Eukaryota; Metazoa; Rotifera; Eurotatoria; Philodinida; Philodinidae.